UCCAGAUUCAUCUUCAACAACAUGUCUUUCUUCAACAAUUUUGGUCGCGGUUUUGGCCGUUCGUCGCGGAAUAAAAAGCAACAGCAGCAACAGCAGCAACAGCAGCAGCAGCAACAACAGCAGCAGCACCCCUCCUUCCUCCGCACAACCUCGAGUCUGUCUUCAGGCCAGUCAUCGCUCACUGGCUCGAGUUCCGGAAGACCGCCUUCGGGGCCGUCGUAUCAGCAGCAGCAGCAGCAAAUCGCGCAGGUGCCGAAGCCCCUCUUUCUCUCACAGCCGUUUGUCCGCACUGCCCUGGUAAAGGGGAGUUUCAAGACAAUCGUAGUCUUGCCAAAAUAUGUUGAUAUGGGCGAAUGGUUGGCUUUGAAUGCGUUCGAGUUCUUCACAUACCUCAACCUCUUCUACGGCAUCAUCUCUGACUUUUGCACUCCGCAAACAUGUCCAUCAAUGAGUGCCGGGCCUGGAAUCGACUACACCUGGCUCGAUAUGAGUAAAAAGCAGAUCCGGCUACCCGCUUCCACAUACAUCGACUACGUCCUGACCUGGACCUCAAGCAAGCUCAACGACCAGACCCUUUUCCCCACCAAAGCCGGCGUCCCAUUCCCUCUCCAUUUCCCCAUGACUCUUCAGAACAUUUUCAAGCAGAUGUUUCGCAUCUUUGCUCAUAUUUACUACAACCACUUCGAGACAGUAGUCCAUCUCAGUAUGGAGGCACACUGGAACUCCUUUUUUGCUCACUUCAUCAGCUUCUCAAAGGAGUUUGAGCUGCUCGAUGCGCGCGAUACCGAGCCAUUAAGAGAACUUAUCGAGUCGUUUGAGGCGCAGGGAAAAGUGUAAUCUAGUCAUGGAGU
Messenger RNA from Myxozyma melibiosi, 851 nucleotides. RefSeq names its product Mob1/phocein. The record is from RefSeq and is a predicted model, not a curated record. Gene Ontology annotation, biological process: cell division; signal transduction; positive regulation of protein phosphorylation. Gene Ontology annotation, molecular function: protein kinase activator activity. Gene Ontology annotation, cellular component: nucleus; cytoplasm. The coding region runs from base 22 to 837 and encodes 271 amino acids. The transcript has 4 exons. Lineage: Eukaryota; Fungi; Ascomycota; Lipomycetes; Lipomycetales; Lipomycetaceae.